Molecule: messenger RNA, 5342 nt
Organism: Venturia canescens
Lineage: Eukaryota; Metazoa; Arthropoda; Insecta; Hymenoptera; Ichneumonidae
Product: DENN domain-containing protein 1A-like
Exons: 16
Coding region: 718-3552 (944 amino acids)
Biological process (GO): endocytosis; endocytic recycling
Cellular component (GO): intracellular membrane-bounded organelle; cytosol
Molecular function (GO): phosphatidylinositol phosphate binding; guanyl-nucleotide exchange factor activity
Source: RefSeq, a predicted model, not a curated record
UAUAAAUAAAUGUGAAUGGAUUAUCGUCUGGUUAAGCUUUGUCAGUACCUUCUAUGGACAAUUUCUAUUGUUCCUCUUCUUUUUAAAGUUUAAUAUGAAACCGACAAGUUGAGUGUGUUCUGCAGAACCAAGUUUGCGUUUGUUGGAGCUAUCCCCUCUUCUCUUGUUCGAGCCAAUGGGCUGCGACACGGUCCAGACUCGCGCGAAGGAAAGUACGGGGACGGCGGAUAUUUUGUUCUGAGUCUGGUAACUGGUAACAGAUGUAAUUUUGUUUUCCCUUCUCCAUCGUUGUCCACAUCCGCGAUAAAAAUGGGCAAUGGUAUGUGGGGUAUGUGACAUGCCUGGAUGACGGGACUGACGGGAGAUGGCCAUGGGGGAAAGGAAGAAGAAUGGGCAGUGUGUUGAUUGAGCAGGUCGACGGAUACGGAUUCGUGGCGGACAUGAAGAGAUUCCUCGCAGUGACACCCCUUUAUUUUUUUUCGUCUCUCUCUCGAGUGAGAAACGAUCGUGAUUAGUCAGCGAGUGAUUAGAGAUAAUUCACAACUCGGUGUAAUAAAAAAGUUCGUGUAUGUGUGUUAUGUCCCGCAAAAUGAUUGAAAACUAUAUUUGCCAUUUCCUCGCAAGGUUAUCACGUCAUUGAGGUGUAAAUUUUCGUCAUGUGACGAAUAGUGAUAUUAUGGCGUAUUUGUCGAAAUAUUUUAUCUUAAUCAAGAUAUUAUGAUGGGAUCGAGAUUGAGAGAAAAUGUCAAGCAACUAUUCGAGUGUUUCUGCGAAGUGGCGGCUCCAUCCGUUGAGAAACAACCGUGGAUACUGCAAAAGUAUCCGGAAACUUUUGCAGAUCAGGAAAUUCUCAAGUCCGUACCAAAAUUUGCUUAUCCGUGCGAAUUUGAAAAUACACUCGUCCAACAUUUCUCAUUCGUUCUAACAAGCAUUGAUUCCAAAUGGACCUUUGGAUUCUGCAGGCAUGAUCCAAAGACGCAAACUGCUCUAGUUAUAUUAAGUCCUUUACCUUGGCACGAGAUUUUUUACAAGCUUUUAAAUCAUAUAGCUACACUGACGUCGAGUAACAAUGCCGGUGAUCUAUGGAAAUUUCUUGGCAAUGUGUACAGUUGCGGGGUUCCCAUACCCGGAGCCUCCAUAACUAUUCCAUCACCGGAUCCAAAUAUUACAUUUGUAUGUCAAAGUCCGCGACAGUUCCAGCUGCCUAGUAUACCAGAGAACAGAAAUUUGACCGAAUAUUACAGUGCUGUGGAUUCGCAAAACAUGAUGAUCGUAUUCGCGUCGAUGUUGUACGAACGUCGUAUUAUCUUUACGUCCAAACGUUUGUCGAGACUGAGCGCAUGUGUACAAGCCUGCAACGCACUUAUUUAUCCCAUGAUUUGGCAACACAUAUAUAUACCGGUUUUACCAUUACCACUUAUGGAUUAUUUAUUGGCGCCCAUGCCCUUUCUCAUCGGUGUCCCUGCUCCUAUUCUUCUGCGCGUACGAAAAAGUGAUUUGGGAGAAGUCGUUGUACUCGACGCAGACAACAAUACCAUAGAGACACCCUUUCAAGACUUGGAAUCCCUUCCAACCGAUGUGGUUACAAAUUUAAAAAGAGCGUUACGUAACAGACCGGCCCUCCUUGGCGAUGGAGUAUCUAGGGCAUUCUUACGAGCCCUCGUACAAUUAACUGCUGGGUACAGGGAAGCAUUGACACUUCAACAGGGUGAACGCAUAACUUUCGAUGAAAACGCGUUCGUCGAAAACCGACCGACCUCGAUGCAACCAUUCUUACGAAAAAUGUUGGAGUUGCAAAUAUUCCAACAGUUUAUCGAAGAACGUCUGCACAUGCUCAAUUCCGGCCUCGGGUUUUCCGACGAAUUCGAAAUGGAAGCGUGCAAUUAUUCCGAUAAAUCGGGCAGUAAAUUCAUGCAACAAUAUCGCGAAUGGACUUACGCGAUGCGCAAAGAAGGAUCUGCUUUUUUUCGGAGCGUUAAGGAUAAGGCAAAUCCGGCUGUUAAAUAUGCUGUUAAGUCGGUUAAGGACAGAGGGAAGGAUAUGAAGACUGCGUAUAAAGGAUUAAAACUAAAAGGUCGCUCGAGAGGAAGUGAAAAUAGUAUGAGAUUUCAGCAGCCCCGCUCAGCACCAAGUUCACCGACUCUCGAUCGGAGACCCGCCAUGUUUGGUUCACCUUCGAAAUCGCCGAGUGGUUUCACCGCAACUACGAGUUACCGCAAAGAGCUUCGAAUUCGAAAUAUCAACGUUUCUGAUACAAAUAGAAAACAAUACUCGCCGUUGAGUCCAAACUCACCGGAGGAAACGGAUUCGCCUCCGGAACGACUCAACAUUGAUCUUAUGCACGAACUACAGGAUGUUAUUUAUCCUAAUAAUCCACCUGUCGAUCGAACCUUGAAACCAGUUCGCAGUUUAGACAGCUUGAGACCUGCAUGGAGUGGGCGCUUGAGGCACGGCCCCCUGCCUUGUACCGUAACUUCAAACGAUUAUGAGGUUUUCCAAAAACCCGCAUUACUGUUUCCUCAACAAAGCAUUCCUCCCAAUUGUGUCCAAGGAAUCGGCGAUUCUCCAAACGUCCCAAAGCAGCUCACUGGUAGUGAUUUUUUAAACUCCAGAAUCCCAGUGACAUCACAAUUUCUCGAUCACAAAGCUAAGACCGAGUCAACGGUUAUUUCGUCCUACUUGUCCACAGUUGGUCAUUCCACUUUUACCGAAGCAAACAAUGAGUUUUUCAAUAGGAUUCCUGGGACUUUGCAUCCGACUAAUCCUUUUAUUGGAAAUAUGCUCGAUUCCAUUUAUACCCAAGAUUCAACAGAGCGAGAAAAUAAUAGUCUUGAGCAUAAAUCUAUUUUGUCUGAAAACUCAAGCCUUCUGAAAAAUCCUUUUGAUUCUUGUAAUAUUCGCGUUGAUUUAACAAAUUCGAAAAAUACGAACGGUAGCACGAAAUAUUUGACUGGUCAAUCGCAGGAUCCGUUUGAUACCAGUGUUAUUCAAAUUCAUCCCGAUUCCAUCACAUCCCAUCGUCGUUCUGAAACUCCCAAACGACCUAGUGAUUUUCUUCAUUUUGCACAAAUAAAUACCGAUCGUCAUGCUACACAUGAGAAGACAUCAGCCCCUGUGCAGCAAGAUUUGAUAAGGCUAGAUUCGAUCAACGGCGAAGACGAGUUCAAUCCUCUUCUGUGGUCGAAUUCGUCAUCUUACGGAGACCCUAAACAAAUGACACAAUCGUUGCACAUACCGCAGAUGGCCGAGGGACUGAGCAAUCCUUUGUAUCCAUACUUUUUACCAAAACACAACAGCGGUGAUCACCAGCUAUUUGGUCGAGGGACCAAUGACAGCUUGAAAGAUUUUGAUUUGCUGCAAGAAUAUGGCCUUGAUUUUAAUAAAUUCAGCCUUGCUAAUGGCGCCUCAACCUCGACGUCAUCGACCUCUAAAGAAGAAACUUCCUGUGAUCGAAACAACCAAAAAAUUGAGUCAAUACGAGACGAUCCCUUCGGCAAUUCGUUUGCUCCGACCACCAUCAAAUCCCAACAGAAUUGGACGAAAUUUGAGUAAACAAAUAUGCCGCUCAUUGAAUAUUUACAGGACUGCUCACAUAUCAUUAUUUAUGUUAGGCUUGUGUCACGUGACCGGAACAUUUUUCACUUAGAAAAUUACAACGUUCGUUUGAGACGUUCACUUAAAUUAUCUUCGUCUUUUAUCUGUGGAUUUUUUGUGAUUAGCUACUUUUGAAACUGUUCGAGAUCUUCAGAGUCAUUGGCCCGAAAAAUAUUGAACAAUUUGUCAUUUUCUUUGAAAUCGAGCGAGAAAGGUUUUGUUAUAUUUAUAGCAGUCUGAAAAAUUGGCUCAAUCAAUGAAACAACUAGUAGCGUUCAAAAUUAUUGUAUCUUUUACUUUGAAACUUGUAUUUCGUAGUGAAAAAUUUUGUUGUCUUGUAAUACGAUGUAUUUUUUUAAAUUGACGUCAGAUUAUCUUAUAUUUUUGUUUCGUUUUUUUCCCACAAAAUUUUCUACCACUGGAAAUCUUCAGUUGAAUCAGAUUAUUUUCCCACGAGUCACGUGACAAUUCAGCAGGUGAAUGCGUUAAAUCGAAGGAAUCUCAUAAUUAUGGGUGAAUUGCUUCGAUCUAAUUGGUUUUAGGUUCCGAAAUUUCUUUAUGAGAAAGUUAAACUCGGGUAGGAGCGGUCACAUGUUCAUUCGCAAGAACAAUAGUUAUAGUAUUAUUUCGAUACUCAAACGGGAGAUGAAGAAGAGCGCUUCGGGGGUGACUCGGCCGAUGGAAAGUUGCUGCGAUUUAUUUUGUAAAUAUAGAUUAAUGGGAAAACAAAUCGAUUAAUAUUUCAGACCGUAGAGAACUCGUGCAAAGAAAGUCGCCAUCGGUUCUACGAUUAAUUUGUACAUUUUAUAGAUCUACAAGUGUGUGUUUAUACGUAAGAUAUUUCACGUCGUUUCACGAAACCGUGACCUUGAUACUUCAUAUUUCAUUUCUCUCAAAAUUUCUUGUCAAAAAGAUGACACUUCCGAAACAUUUGAAUCCUGGAAAGAUUAAUAAAUUACUAAUUAGCAGACUAAAAGCUUCUCAUGGGACUGAACCAACAAUUGUUUUUUUGGUAAUUGCUAUUCCUGUAGGUUUUCGAACAAUUGUUUGAAUUACGCUGAUCAAUUAUACGAUCGUUGGCGCACAUCUUCCAAUUUUUUGCAAUUUAAAUGUUUCAUCUCUUUCGAACAGACUUUUAUAUUAUGCUGCUCGUUUGUUUCAAUCGAUAUUAUUGUUUUACAGUUUUUUAGUCUAUUUCGAUGAACCUCGAAACUCGACGGGAUAACCAAAGGGUUGGUGAACCAUCGACGUUAUAACGUUUCCGAUUCUCAGAAAAUGAAAAGUUUCAAAGAAAAUUGAAAAUCGUCAGAAUUUUGGCUUUGUGAUACAGCGUGAGAUGCCUAACACAGAUACACACAUACAUAAAUAUACACGUAUGGAUAAACAAACAUAUUUAGUAUUAACCUCGUACGGAACAAGCAUAUUUAUAUCCGCAUUUUACAUUGAGUAUGCGCAAUUUAUGUUGUAUAAUUAAUCACGAUGAAAAAAUGCAGAGCAAUCGAGCACUCGAGUAACGACUAGAGAGAAUCAUUGGAAUUUUUGAGGAAAGUGAUAAUAGAUGUACUCAAUUAGAUGGGUAAUUCCAAGUUAUACUUCCAUUCGAGAAAAAUGUUAACUUUUUUGUUGAGAAAAAAACGAGUCAAUUGUUGUACGUUGUAUCGCAUAUUUAAAGACAAUAUCUUUUUAUAGAAACUGUUCAAAUAGCACAAAAUGAUUUGUAAUUAAAUUUUAUAACCUUGUUUCCCAAA